GAGGACUGUAAGAGCAAGAAGAAGAAGUGUCUCUGCGACGGAGCAUGUGGCAUGUCCUGCAUCAAACCAGAUCGUGAAUGCCCCGAACUGGAACAACCUGAAGUCGGUACCAUCACGUUAACAGGACGACUGUUUGGUGACAAGGCCGUAUAUUCGUGUCCCCACGGGUACCACGUAGUGGGUCUUCAGAGCCGAAGUUGCCAGGCUGACGGCAAGUGGGCCGGACAACCCCCCGCUUGCAAACAAAACAUCUACUGUCUCCAACCACCAACGAUCGAGCACGCCCGCCAUUCUGCCCUGCCUGAGCAAGCUACCUUCGACCUUGAUGCCACCGUACAGUACAACUGUCACACCGGUUACGUCACCAACGGCUUCCCCAGGGCUAAGUGCUUGGCUAUUGACAAUCAGGCCUCUUGGUACGGCCCAGAUAUCAGCUGUGAACCUCGAUCCUGUGGCGAGCCUGGCGAAGUGCCCCAUGGCUGGGUGACAGCAGAUUGCCACACCUUCGGCUGCCGCGCUGUUGUGCAAUGCGGGCAGGGCUUCGAGCUGGUUGGCAAAGCUGAACGCUACUGCCAGGCCGACGGAGCUUGGUCUCCCAAGGAGCUGCCUACUUGUGUCCUGGUAACCCAGGUGCAGUGCCCACAACCCGAAGCGCCGCGGCACGGGAAAGCAGUAUUUACAUCAUGUGCUUACAACUCCGUGGUGUCGUAUGAGUGCAAGUACGGAUAUCGGCUGGUAGGAGACGCGACCAGGCGUUGUGGCGCUGAUAAGAAGUGGUCGGGGAUGCAACCUGUUUGCAAAGAAAUCAACUGCGGCCACCCAGGUCAACUCUGGAACGGUUGGCUGGAAAACAUUUCAUCAGGAACGGGCCUAGGAGCGUCCAUCAUUUUCAGAUGCCAGGAUGGCAUGAAGAUGGAAGGAAAUGGGUCUGCGAUUUGUCAGAGCGAUGGGACUUGGAGUCAUCCGCUGCCAAAAUGCUUAGCCCCCUGCGUAGUGCCCCACGUGUCACAAGGGAAAGUGGUGCUGGUGGAAAACAAGACUGCAGACAACGAAACGGAAACUAAUACGCAGAUUGUCGGCAGCUCCACCAUGGUGCAACAUGGUGACAUAAUAAUAGUAGACUGCGAGCAGAACUACGAAUUCCCGUCUAACAAUGCAGCUGUGACCUGUAACAAUGGCACCUGGACGCAAAUACCAAGGUGUCAGCCUGCCAGGUGCAAAAGAAUGCCGAAGAACCCUCGCUUCGGCAUGGUGAUAGCUCCUAAAACUGAACACGGGAUGAAAGCAAGGUUUAGAUGUAAAGACGGUUACGAGUUGAAAGGAAAUCCUAUUGUUGUGUGUUCAUUUGGGAAUUGGACAGGAGAAACGCCCAAAUGCGAAGAAGUCUUCUGCCCAUUCCCUGGGUACAUCGAAAACGGGAAGGUACUUCUAGUUGGAAACAUGGGGUUGUACGACUACCGACCUUACGUCAAGAAGGUGGUUAACAACAAACAAAUCAUGUACGAAUGUGAGAAAGGCUAUGUAUUGUCUGAAGGUCCACCUGGCGCCACCUGCAUUGGCGGCCAUUGGCGUCCUAGAGAAUUGCCCAAGUGUACUCUUUUCCAACAUCCUCGAAUCCGUUGGACACGCCGACGUCGUUCUAUAACAGAUACAGAACUCCGUUCUAGAAGAUCAGCCUACCUCCGCCAAUACUACAACAACCUUCGACAUAAACCUGACCCUACUCAACAACACCUCGAUCAGUUGUAUGAUAAAUACAAUCACAAAACUCAAAAACCCACUUUGAGACAUGCAAACUUCAAAAUUAUGAAAAAACUUGACACUAAUAUUGAAGAUGAAGAUGAAGAUGUUUCUGCUGAAACCCCUGAUGGAGAAUAUCCAACUGCUGUUUACACAGUUUACAAUGUACAUGGAGAACCUAUAGGACACAGAUUGUACUCGUAUCAACCAGUUUAUGAGCCGGAAGAGGAAGAUAUAAUACAACAUCAUGAAGAUAUCAGUGAAUAUCAAGAUGAUGACGAAUUAGAUGAAUUACCCAAUGUUACGGUCUUAAAAGGCGGUCUAUUUCACGAACAUGGGCGUGGUAAGGAAAAUGAGAAGAAUAUUAAUAAAUUGAAACAUCAAUAUUUUGAAAGAUAUUUAGAUAAAAGAAGAAAACGCUAUUCAAGUUCUAAAAAUGGUGACGAGGUAAAAAAAGAAAUGGACGUUGAAUUACAAGGUGCUGAUAGUAAAAAACGUGUAAGAAAACAUAGAGUUGAUAACAAAUUGGACUUAGAUUUAGAUUUAGAAGCUGAGGAAAGUAGAAGCACCAUAACUAUCAUAGGUUCUACUGUAAAACCUAGAAUUAAAAGAGAUUUAGUAAGAGAAGAAUACCAUAGAGAUUGGACAACAAUACCAAUCAAAAAAGAAUAUACAAACGAAAUUAUAAAUAAUAUGCUUAAAGUCAUACCGCUACAAAGUUUAGACCUAGAGGCCAAAGCUACAGUAGAUAGUAAAUCUGAACAUAAUGUUAUCAAUCGCAAUGACAAAGAAAUGGCAGUAAUACCUUUGCAAUAUAAAAGUACGAAUUCAACAGAAGUAGAGAACAUUUUGGAUAAAAGGGAUAAAAGAACGAGUAGAAAAACAGAUAGACUUAACCAAACUACAGCUACUAUUCCAAAAACAGGUCGAGAAGGCAAAGGGGGUCGGAACAAUCCAGCGCAUCUGAACGAUGAUGAAAGUCAAAGUACUGAAGCAAAAGAGUUUAUGGAUGGAGCCACUAAUACUACUGAAAAGAAAAAAGGACGACCAAAGGUGCCAUGUGAACCGAUCGAGAGUGAUCCUUACGUUAAUAUUGAGAUUGUUAAGUACGGACGGGAUCCAAAUAACAGUUUUAGCUCUGGCACUAUUGUACGAGUUGCUUGUGGAAAAGGCUACGGACUGAACUUAGAAGCAAACGCUACUGCCAAAUGCGUUAGAGGACGAUGGAAACCUGACAAACCGAAGUGCGAAAUUUUGCCUUGUCACGUCCCGUCGACUGAGUACGGCAUAUACACUAUGCCUUCGGACUCGUCUCCUCUAACCUUGGGCUCCAGCCAAGAGGAUCGAGAACUCAAUGAAACUGACCCUGUACCGAAUGGACAAGUCGUUCACUUCUCCUGUGAAUACGGAUACAACGUUCAAGGGCCGACAAAUUUGAGAUGUUGGCUUGGCGAAUGGGCAGUCACCAGCAUGCCAGAAUGCGUGGCAGCACCCUGCGAACUUCCCCUUCUGCAUGGAGCGACUUACGAAGCAGGGUACAGAGCAGGUCUAACUGUGGCCCAUGCAUCAUCAGUCAACAUAGCUUGCGAACCCGGUAGAGCACCGCCAGCUACACUGAAUUGCCACUUAGGAAGACUACAGCCUACUGUCCAUGACUUCUGCAGGCCUUUAGCAAAUCUAUCCCGUCCACGUCCAACAUCAGAGUUUCAGAGUGGUUCAGACAUCGUCAGGGAAGAUGUUUCAGAUCUAGAACCGGAUCUGGAUGGUAAAACAAUCACAGAAUGCGGACCUCCGGCCAGGGUCCAAGGCACUCUCAUAUACCGGGACGGGUCUGAGGUCAAUGGCACACUGAGCAUGGAAGGCUACCCCCAUGGAACUGAGAUCACGUUCAGAUGUAUUGCAUCUAUCAUGGGUGAGAAGACCACAUGGAAACUCAUUUGUGAAAAUGGAAGUUGGAUCGGAAAAAGUUUUGAUUGUGAGGAACUGGAAGCACAAAGCGAAGAGCUAUUAAACAACAAUAGCUGUACGUUCAGAAACGAAGAGCCUCACGUCGUGUCGUUCUUCAAUGAUCUAGAGAUCACAGAAAUUGUGGAUUUCCCAGCCGGAUCGGUUAUUGUAUCCAGGUGUAGCGAUAUUGGCAAAUACGCCAUGACAGGAUCACCAACAAGGAAAUGCAUUGGAGGAUCUUGGGACGGCAUGAAGCCCUCUUGCUUUGGUCUGAAUCAGGAAAACGAUUAUGCUAAGAAGCCACCAACGAUAUUGUUUAGGCAUUCUCAAGGACCCAUCGCGCAGACCAACGACGGUAAGAUGCUGGUCUACCCUGGUACGGUGUUGCAUAUGGAGUGCCUGUGGAUGAGAAGGUUUGGAAAUCCGAAAUGGAACGUCACGCAUUACUAUCAGGAUGUCAACCGCACUUACCCGGAGGGCUGGACUACAGAUCCUGGACGGGACAGCCAACUGGAGUACCGGUUGAGCAUCAUGAGCGCUGAGAAGGAGGAUUCAGGGAUUUAUAGAUGCGAGACACCUGCAAGACAAAGCCAUCAGGUUGAGGUUAUUGUUGAAGGUAUGUUCAUGUUAAGCAAAGAUGACGAUUAUGACUUUAUAACGAUUAUUUUGCAGAUUAUUGCUAAUAUUAACUUGAAGGAUUUUUGUUAA
Messenger RNA from Hyposmocoma kahamanoa, 4395 nucleotides. RefSeq lists its product as uncharacterized. NCBI's taxonomy places the organism in Eukaryota, Metazoa, Arthropoda, Insecta, Lepidoptera, Cosmopterigidae. The coding region runs from base 52 to 4395 and encodes 1447 amino acids. The record is from RefSeq and is a predicted model, not a curated record. The transcript has 24 exons.